Messenger RNA from Aspergillus bombycis, 1065 nucleotides. Its product is annotated as zinc-dependent alcohol dehydrogenase family protein. Gene Ontology annotation, molecular function: oxidoreductase activity. NCBI's taxonomy places the organism in Eukaryota, Fungi, Ascomycota, Eurotiomycetes, Eurotiales, Aspergillaceae. Bases 1 to 1065 code for a protein of 354 amino acids. The record is from RefSeq and is a predicted model, not a curated record. The transcript has 2 exons.
AUGUCAAGUCCAGUACCGACAGUGACCAGUGGAUGGGAAUUACAUGGCACCAGCCCGGAAGAUGGAUCUGGGGCACUGGUGUGGAGUGACAACCUGGAGCUACGAGACCUCGGGCCCACUGAUGUCGCGGUGCGACUCCAUGCAUGGGCGAUCAAUUAUCCCGACGUCUCUAUUGCCAAUGGCACUUUCCCCUGGUCCUCCGGGGACAAUGGCGUCCAGAUUCCGGGCACCGACGGGGCCGGUGAAGUUAUCGCCGUGGGCUCCCACGUCAAGGGUUUCCAAGUCCAUGACCAGGUGGUUGUCGUCUAUUAUCCGGAAUUUCCCCACGGCAGUGCACCCACAUUGGAUCAGAUGCGGGCCAACCUGGGCACCUUCCGCUACCAUGCCAUCUUCACCGAAAAUGCUCUGAUUCGGAUGCCAUCGAAUCUCAGCUAUGCCGAAGCAGCCACCCUCCCUUGCUCCGCUCUGACCGCGUGGAACGCGCUGCACGGCAACACCCACCUGAAGGCUGGGGACUAUGUCCUCGUGCAAGGAAUGGGCGGUGUCUCGCUAUUCGCUGUCCUCUUUGCCCUGGCUGCUGGUGCAAUUGUCAUUGCGACCACAUCCUUGCCCGAGAAGGCUUUACGGUUACAGCAAAUGGGAGUCCACCAUGUGCUGAACUACCGGGAUGACCCGAACUGGGGAGAGACUGCCAGACAUUUGACGCGCGAUGGGCUUGGUUGCCAACGGGUGAUCGAAGUGGGUGGUCCUCAGACCAUCAAGCAAUCGUUCAACUGCGUUGCCCGUGGCGGGGAAAUUGAUGUGAUCGGCUUUUUGACGGGUCAAGGACACGCCGAGGAUGGUCCGACAUUUUUGGAGCCGCUUUUGCAGGCAUGCUUGGUGCGGGGAAUCGAAGUGGGUAAUCGGAUCCAGUUCAAAGAGAUGAAUAGGGCCAUUGAGGCAUAUCGCAUUAAGCCUGUUGUAGAUCAGCGGGUAUUCUCCCUCCAGGAUUUGAAGGAAGCGUAUGCCUACGUGUGGAACCAGCGUCAUUACGGCAAGGUCGUCCUUUCCGAUGGUAAUGUGUAG